This is a messenger RNA of Rotaria socialis, 624 nucleotides long. Lineage: Eukaryota; Metazoa; Rotifera; Eurotatoria; Philodinida; Philodinidae. The record is from the annotation of a GenBank genome assembly.
AUGCUUAUCUUCGAAGAAAAUGGUACGUGUGAUCAACCAGUAUCAACACUUGUUUCUCACGAUGAACAUUGGGCGGAAACAUCACUAACUGGUCUCAAUAUUCUAUUAAAUCUUCUGUCGCAUUCCAAUGUAUUAUUUUGUGGUCCAGCAUCGGUUCGUAUACAUUCAUUGUUAGAUAGUCGUCCAUUGAAUAGUCGUGAAGAAGCUGCCUGUUUCUUAUCAAAUCUGGUGAAAUUUUAUUUGUUAUUCUCUCAAUUAAAUAAUCGUCUUAAUUUAAUUCUCAAAACAUUACCCAAUUUGGUUCUUGUGAUACGCAAAGAUUUCGAUCCUUCUGUUAUUUCUUUCUUCUACUCAUUUAAUAAAAUUUUCGUGAAGUUUUCUCACUCAGAUAUAAGUUGUAAGUGUCAAUCCCAUUCUAUAAACGGUGGUAAUCGUUUGUUUGAAAUUUAUCCAGCAUUGGAUAGUGAAAUGUGUUUUAAUUAUUUGAAUCAGAUCGAAAACAUAAUUCGUCCUGAUAUUUCUUCUCAAUUACAAUCAUUAGUUUUAGCAGCUACUUCUCCUCAACUAGCACAACUCAUAUUUCGUGGUGAAUUUCCUAGUUUAAGAAUUUGUCAUCUUGGUUAA